AUGCGGUCUCAGCUCCUUCGCGCCGCCGCGCGCUCGAAGGCGACCACCAGUGUCGCUCGCCACAGAUCCUUUACCUCAUCCGCGAGACGAUCCGCCGAAGUCGAGCUUACAAUCGAUGGAAAGAAAGUGUCGGUAGAAGCUGGCUCUGCCCUAAUUCAAGCUUGUGAAAAGGCUGGUGUUACGAUACCGAGAUAUUGUUACCACGAGAAACUCCUCAUUGCCGGUAAUUGCAGAAUGUGCUUGGUUGAGGUCGAACGAGCCCCGAAGCCUGUUGCGUCCUGCGCAUGGCCCGUCCAGCCUGGCAUGGUCGUUAAGACCAACUCGCCCCUCGCACACAAAGCAAGAGAAGGUGUUAUGGAGUUCUUGCUCGCCAACCACCCCCUCGAUUGCCCGAUUUGCGAUCAGGGUGGCCAAUGUGAUUUGCAAGAUCAAUCAAUGAGGUACGGCGCCGACCGAGGACGAUUUCACGAAAUUACUGGCAAGCGUGCAGUAGAGGACAAGAACAUCGGACCACUUAUCAAAACCUCCAUGAACAGAUGCAUUCACUGCACGAGAUGUAUCAGAUUCGCCAAUGAGAUUGCUGGCGCUCCCGAGCUGGGCUCAACUGGACGUGGCAACAAUAUGGAGAUCGGUACAUACCUCGAGCGCAACCUCGAUACCGAACUCUCGGCUAACGUGGUCGAUCUCUGUCCCGUGGGUGCGCUCUUGACUAAACCUGGCGCAUUCAGCUAUCGACCCUGGGAACUGAGCAAGUUUGAGUCGAUUGAUGUUCUGAACGCAAUGGGUGCCAAUAUCAGAGUCGAUGCUCGCGGUCUGGAAGUCAAGCGCAUUCUCCCGAGACUCAACGACGACAUCAAUGAGGAGUGGAUUGACGACAAGCAGAGAUUCGCCAUGGACGGCUUGAAAACGCAGAGAUUGACCACUCCUCUCCUCCGACGAGAUAACAAAUUCCAACCCGCCACUUGGGAACAGGCUCUUACCGAGAUUGGCACGGCCUAUCAAAAGCUCGCUCCCAAAGAGAACGAAUUCAAAGUCAUUGCUGGCCAUCUGAUGGACACAGAGACUCUCGUUGCGAUGAAGGACCUCGCCAAUCGUCUUGACUCUGAGAACCUCGCUCUCGAUCAACCAAACGGCUCAUCUCCACUGGCUCAUGGCGUUGAUCUGAAGGCCAACUACGCCUUCAACACGAAGAUUUACGGCAUUGAGGAAUCCGACGCCAUGCUCAUCAUUGGCUCGAACCCACGCUGGGAGGCUGCAGUUCUGAACGCCCGCAUCCGUAAGCAAUGGAUGCGGUCGCCACUCCGCAUCGGCUACAUCGGAGAGGACUUCGAGUCGACCUUCAAGUAUGAGAAUCUCGGUGCCGACGCUGCAGCAGUCAAGUCCGCUCUUUCCGGUGAAUUCGGCAAAGCUCUUUCCUCCGCCAAGCGUCCUAUGAUCAUCGUCGGCUCAGGUGUGACAGAGCAUCCCGAUGCCAAGGCUAUUUACGAGACUGUCGGCAGCUUUGUCGAGAAGAACGCCUCCGUGUUCAACACUCCUGAGUGGCAGGGCUACAAUGUGCUCCAACGCGCCGCCUCCCGCGCAGGCGCUUACGAAGUUGGAUUCACUGUGCCCAGCCAGAAGGUUGCCAACACGAAGCCCAAGAUCGUCUGGCUGCUCGGCGCUGAUGAGAUCGAAGAAGCAGAUAUCCCUCAGGAUGCCUUUGUCAUCUACCAGGGCCAUCACGGUGACAAGGGUGCACAGCUCGCUGACGUCGUCCUGCCUGGCGGCGCCUACACCGAGAAGUCCGCCACCUACGUCAACACUGAGGGUCGCUCCCAACUGACCCGCAACGCCGUCUCUCUUCCCGGCGCGUCGCGAACCGACUGGAAGAUCAUUCGCGCCGUGUCCGAAUAUCUCGGCCAGCCACUGCCUUACGACGAUGUCGAGGCACUGAGAGACCGCAUGGCCGACAUCUCACCAGCACUACGGAGAUACGAUAUCGUGGAGCCCACGGCGCUCAGCGCCCUCAGCAAAGUGCAACUCGUGGACGCAAACAAGGGAGCCAAGGCCACCGGGCAGAAGCUAGAGCUGCCAAUCAAGAACUUUUACUUUACGGACGUCAUUAGCAGGAGUUCACCGACAAUGGCCCGCUGCGCCGCCGCCAAGGAGACGGGCAACCCGGACACCAACUUCAUGGCGCCCGGUGAGCAGGGUGAGUACCCCGGCCAAGUGUCGUAUGGUGGUGCUGCGGCCUGA
This is a messenger RNA of Cyphellophora europaea CBS 101466, 2235 nucleotides long. RefSeq names its product NADH-ubiquinone oxidoreductase 78 kDa subunit, mitochondrial. NCBI's taxonomy places the organism in Eukaryota, Fungi, Ascomycota, Eurotiomycetes, Chaetothyriales, Cyphellophoraceae. Gene Ontology annotation, cellular component: membrane. Gene Ontology annotation, molecular function: NADH dehydrogenase (ubiquinone) activity; iron-sulfur cluster binding. The transcript has 3 exons. The record is from RefSeq and is a predicted model, not a curated record. Gene Ontology annotation, biological process: ATP synthesis coupled electron transport. Bases 1 to 2235 code for a protein of 744 amino acids.